This is a messenger RNA of Mustela lutreola (European mink), 531 nucleotides long. RefSeq names its product pancreatic polypeptide (gene PPY). Bases 52 to 411 code for a protein of 119 amino acids. Gene Ontology annotation, biological process: neuropeptide signaling pathway; feeding behavior. The transcript has 3 exons. Gene Ontology annotation, molecular function: neuropeptide hormone activity; neuropeptide Y receptor binding. Gene Ontology annotation, cellular component: extracellular region. NCBI's taxonomy places the organism in Eukaryota, Metazoa, Chordata, Mammalia, Carnivora, Mustelidae. The record is from RefSeq and is a predicted model, not a curated record.
UGAGGACCAAGUAGCCCUUUGCUCAGCCCCUUCGUUCCCAGGCUUGGAGAAAUGGGUGAUGGGCGAAGGGGUUGGACAGAUGGGCUCCGUUCUGCCUCUACCUUCCCUCUCCCCACUCCUCAGAUGCCUGCUGCCCGCCGCUGCCUCUCCCUGCUGCUCCUGUCUGCCUGUGCGGCUCUGUUGCUGCGGCCGCGGCUUGGAGCCCGGGCAGCCCCGCUGGAGCCAGUGUACCCCGGGGACAAUGCCACACCAGAGCAGAUGGCCCAGUACGCAGCUGAGCUCCGCAGAUACAUCAACAUGCUGACCAGGCCCAGGUAUGGGAAAAGAGACAGAGAAGAAACCCUGGACAUCCUGGAGUGGGGCCCCCCCCAUGCUGCUGGCCCCAGGGACCUCAGCCCGAUGGACUUGUGAUGCCACCUCCUGCUUUCUUUGACUCCAAGAGCAAUGCUGGCCCCUCUCCCCUCUUGGCAACCUUGGCAAUGGCCAAAGCUUGCUCCCUGCCCCCACACAGACUAAAUAAAGCAAAUCAAA